Messenger RNA from Cotesia congregata, 279 nucleotides. The record is from the annotation of a GenBank genome assembly. Lineage: Eukaryota; Metazoa; Arthropoda; Insecta; Hymenoptera; Braconidae.
AUGGAAACCGCCGUCAGGCAUUACUUCAAUGCCAACUUUGAAAUAAGCAGGUACACGAUUGAGAAUACAGAUAUACCUCCGGGAAUCCCAGAUGGCGAAGUUGUCUCUGAUCUCUAUAUAUAUGAACCUGGAAAAGAUCCGUAUGAGCUGGUGCUCCAGGAGCAUUAUGAGAGACUUCCAUUACGGCUUUUAUUACCACCCACGGCUCUUGGUCGGGUACGCCAAAAAGGUUAUAAUGUAGUAAAAUUACCUCGGCCUCUUCAGGAAGAGAUUUUUUAA